This is a messenger RNA of Centruroides sculpturatus (bark scorpion), 2201 nucleotides long. Its product is annotated as double-strand-break repair protein rad21 homolog. Gene Ontology annotation, molecular function: protein binding; chromatin binding. The transcript has 12 exons. Bases 26 to 2062 code for a protein of 678 amino acids. The record is from RefSeq and is a predicted model, not a curated record. Gene Ontology annotation, biological process: replication-born double-strand break repair via sister chromatid exchange; mitotic sister chromatid cohesion; synaptonemal complex assembly. Gene Ontology annotation, cellular component: cohesin complex; synaptonemal complex. NCBI's taxonomy places the organism in Eukaryota, Metazoa, Arthropoda, Arachnida, Scorpiones, Buthidae.
GAAUGCCAGAAAUGUUCAAGUAAAAAUGGCUCUACGAACUUCUGGACAUCUUUUACUUGGGAUUGUCCGUAUAUAUUCAAGAAAAGCAAAAUAUUUAUUAGCUGAUUGCAAUGAAGCUUUCAUUAAAAUCAAAAUGGCUUUCCGUCCUGGUGUAGUUGAUCUUCCUGAGGAAAAUCGUGAAGCUGCUGUUGCUACAAUUACAUUACCAGAAGUUUUUCAUGAUUUUGAUACUGCAAUGCCAGACAUAAACAUUGAUAUGGAAGCGCCACUUACUUUAAAUCAAAGCAGAGCAGAAGAUAUAACUCUUAAAGAAGAUUAUGGAAGUUUAACUCUCAUGACAGAUGAUGGAUUUGGAGAUAUGGGCUUUGAUGACCCUGAAAUGGCUCGAGAUGCAACAAACAUUGAUGAAGGUUUUGAUCAUGCCAGUCUUCUUCUAGGAGAGGAUAAAAAUAAAGAAAAGCCUGAUGAUACUAAUAAUAUGUCACAAAAUAUAAGUAAUCAUUCAAUCCCUGCUAAUAAAUUGAAUAUGUCACUUGAUGCACCAUUAAAAGAUGAUGGUUUUGGUGGUCCAGUUGGUGAAGGCUUACUGGUUGGUGAUGCUGGAGGUCUGUUUGAAUCUACUGGAUUAUUUGAUGAUGCUCCUUUAGGACAUGUGCCAUUAGACUCUAAUGCUGAUCAUGUGAUGCAAAAUGACCAUCAUUUACUUCAAGAUGAUAAGAAUAAACAAAAUGAUAGUGAUGAUGAUGAUGAUGUUUAUGGUGAUAUGGGUCCUGCAUCUUUUGGUGCACCAUCAGGUCCAUCAAGUCCAGAUUCAGUAGUAGGUCUUGAUGGAAGAGUUCCAGAUUUAGAUGUUGGAAAUAGUGGAAGUAGUGCAAUGCCUCCGCCUCCACCACCUUUAGAAAUGCCUCCACCGUCUCAUCAAGAACCACCUGUUGCAGAUCAAACAACUUUAAUCCAAAAUGAAGAAGAAACAUUUGCAUUAGCUCCAUUAGAUACGACAGUCAUUCAAGGCACAGAAAAGACCAAAACAAAACGUAAACGUAAACUUAUUGUGGAUGAAGUUAAGAAUAUUUCUGGGGAAGAAAUGAAAUCUCAGUUAUCAGAUACUAGUGAUAUUGUAACCACAUUAGAUCUUGCUCCUCCAACUAAAAGAUUAAUGCAUUGGAAAGAAACUGGUGGAGUUGAAAAGUUAUUUGCACUUUCGGGUCAUCCUAUAUUAUCAAGAGCAUUAUCAAAACUUUAUCAAAGGCAUUUAACUACAAAAGCUGUAGAUAAUGAAGAAUUUGGAGUAGAAGAAGAUAAGAUGGAAUUAGAUGCAGAAGCAGAACAAGCACGAGAAGAAGAACUAUCAGGUUUAGCAAGAAAACGAAAAAGGGAUGCUCACCCAGAAGAAGAAAUACCUAGAUUAGAAUAUAGUAAACAAGAUAUGUCAUUGACGCACAGUCUUUCUAAACUUCCGGAGACAACUUUCAAUCCAAUUGAUAUAGUUUCAGACCAAGUUUCACUACCCAUGCAAAUCCCACCCUUACAAGAACAAGAAGAACCUGUAGAUUUAUUUCCUCCUCAAGUUGAACAACAACAACUUCAUUCACUGCCAUUGGUAGAAGAACCAAUUAUGCCUCCACCUCCAGUGCCAGAUCUGGAACCUGUACAGUCAAAUGUAAUUAUGAAAGAACAGGAACAGAAUCCAAAACAGAAUGUCCAACAGGAAAUUGAAUUAAAUCACAAGCCGACAAUGAUUGAUGAUGAUGAAGACUAUGGUGCACCUGCAAGUGUUGGUCCACCUGAAGAACAGCUGGCAGAUGAAACUUAUGAGCAGUUUGAAGAGAGAAUAUUAAAUAAAAGAACAGCUCAUAUGAUGCAUAUCAUCAGAAAUAGGUUAGAAUGUGAUCACGAAAUAAAUUUUAAAGAAAUUGUAAAAAGCAACAGACGUAAACAGGUUGCACAAAAGUUUUAUACGUUUCUUGUUUUGAAGAAGCAACAGGCAAUUGAACUUCAUCAAGAAGAACCAUAUGGGGAAUUAAUAAUAACAAGGGGGCCAAAACUUGGUAUUGUGUAUUGAAUUUGUACAUGCAGUAAAUGUUUUUUUAAAAAAAGCAAAGAAUGAUAUAUAUAUAAAAAAUUGUACAAUUUGCUUCUUGUUCAGAAAUGUAUUUUGUAUUAUGAUAUACUGCACUUUAAAAUUCAUUUAUAAAAUUACA